Messenger RNA from Vitis vinifera (wine grape), 7361 nucleotides. RefSeq names its product pentatricopeptide repeat-containing protein At4g33170. The record is from RefSeq and is a predicted model, not a curated record. Gene Ontology annotation, biological process: RNA modification. Gene Ontology annotation, molecular function: zinc ion binding; protein binding; RNA binding. The transcript is spliced from 12 exons. Bases 79 to 5451 code for a protein of 1790 amino acids. Lineage: Eukaryota; Viridiplantae; Streptophyta; Magnoliopsida; Vitales; Vitaceae.
CCAUUUCCUGUCGCUCUCAGUUUUCUUUCUUAGGAUUAAAAGAGUAAGGGUAGGAAAUUAAAGAGGAAUCAAAACUCAAUGGGAAGCGAAAGCAAGGAGAAGAAGAGAAGGAGCUCACCUUCUAUUUCAUCAGAUGGAGGAAAAGGGAAAAGGCGGAGGAGUGUGGAAGAUAAGAAAGAGAAGCGGAAGGACAAGAAAUCUCAUAGGCACUCCAAGCACCAUUCUGACAAAGAAAAGAAGUCUGAGGGGAAGCACAAAGAUAAACGCCACAAACGCGACCGUCACUUGAUACUUGAGUUCCAAGAACUGUCCAAUGAUGACUACUUCUCCAAGAACAAUGAGUUUGCAGCCUGGCUGAAGGAGAAGAGGAAAAUAUAUUUUGCAGAUCUUUCAACCGAGUCGGCACGCGAACUUUUUACAGAAUUCGUCAAGGACUGGAACAAGCAGAAGCUUGAAUCCAAGUACUAUGAAGGCAUUGUGACCGGGCCUCGGACGUCCCAUAAAUGGAACAUCAAGCAGUAUGGACUUUGUAUUGACAAAAAAGCUAAAAAGCAAGGCCAUUUGAUUCACACCCAUCUCAUAACAAAUGGGUUUGGCUCAGAUUUGCACUUAAACACCAAACUCAUAAUCUUUUAUGUGAAAGUGGGUGAUGUAAUUGCUGCUCGCAAUGUGUUUGAUGGAAUGCCUGAGAGGAGUGUUGUUUCUUGGACUGCUAUGGUAUCUGGGUAUUCCCAAAAUGGGCGUUUUGAAAAGGCUUUUGUGCUGUUUUCAGAUAUGCGGCAUUGUGGUGUUAAGGCGAACCAGUUUACAUAUGGGAGUGCUUUGAGGGCUUGCACUAGUUUGAGGUGUUUGGACAUGGGGAUACAGGUACAAGGGUGUAUUCAGAAGGGAAGGUUUGUUGAGAAUCUGUUUGUGAAGAGUGCAUUGGUUGAUUUUCAUUCCAAGUGUGGGAAGAUGGAGGAUGCAUCUUAUUUGUUUGGGACGAUGAUGGAAAGAGAUGUGGUUUCAUGGAAUGCAAUGAUUGGUGGGUAUGCUGUCCAGGGAUUUGCUGAUGAUUCAUUCUGUAUGUUCCGCUCGAUGCUUAGAGGAGGUCUGGUGCCUGAUUGCUACACCCUGGGUAGUGUUCUGAGAGCCUCAGCUGAAGGUGGUGGUCUCAUUAUAGCCAAUCAAAUACAUGGAAUCAUCACCCAAUUGGGGUAUGGAUCAUAUGAUAUUGUAACUGGAUUGUUGAUCAAUGCAUAUGCAAAAAAUGGAAGUUUGAGAAGUGCCAAAGAUUUACGCAAGGGUAUGCUUAAAAAGGAUCUAUUUUCUUCCACUGCAUUGAUCACUGGAUAUGCACAUGAGGGCAUCUAUAGUGUAGAUGCCUUGGACCUCUUCAAAGAAAUGAAUCAGAUGAACAUAGGAAUGGAUGAUGUUAUAUUAUGCUCCAUGCUUAAUAUAUGUGCCAAUUUAGCAUCAUUCGCUUUGGGUACACAGAUACACGCCUUUGCAUUAAAAUAUCAACCUAGUUAUGAUGUAGCCAUGGGCAAUGCUCUCAUUGAUAUGUAUGCUAAAUCUGGAGAGAUCGAAGAUGCUAAACGAGCUUUUGAUGAGAUGGAAGAGAAAAAUGUGAUUUCUUGGACAUCAUUAAUUUCUGGAUAUGCAAAACAUGGGUAUGGGCACAUGGCUGUUUCACUAUAUAAGAAAAUGGAAAGCAAAGGGUUUAAACCAAAUGAUGUUACAUUUUUGUCCCUUCUUUUUGCUUGCAGCCAUACUGGAUUAACUGCUGAAGGAUGUGAAUGCUUCAAUAAUAUGGUUAACAAAUACAAUAUCAAGCCCAGAGCUGAGCAUUAUUCUUGCAUGGUAGAUCUCUUUGCACGUCAAGGGCUGUUAGAAGAAGCCUAUAAUUUGUUAUGCAAGAUAGAUAUUAAGCAUAAUGCCUCUCUUUGGGGUGCAAUUCUAGGGGCAUCUAGCAUCUAUGGCUAUAUGUCUCUUGGCAAAGAAGCAGCCAGUAAUCUUUUUAAUAUGCAACCCGAGAAUUCUGUCAACUAUGUUGUUCUAGCAAGUAUAUAUUCUGCUGCUGGCCUAUGCUUCCCAGACACCUUUGUGCUGGAACCAUCUUUCCUGCCCCCUUCUGCUGUCUGGAAAUCGUCUGAUCACCGAUCGGUGCAGCUAAAUGGUAAUCUCACAGUGUCUGUAGAUGAAGUUGGAUCUGCCUUGGGCAUGAGGCAGUUACUCACAUAUGACAUGAAAACCAAAACCCACUUCCUAUUCUCGGUUUCAAGAAGUGUUUUCAACACAAUUCCCAAAACCCCAGUUGGAAAAACUAGGCAAUGGGCACCGGUUAGUACAAUUACCACCGCUUCUGCUUUGAUCAAUGAAACACCAGUUGAAAAUUUUGCGGAACAAGUUAAGGAUGAUGACCUCAAAACCUCUAAUGCUGGUUCGAGGAGAUGGGGCUGUUUGGAUGGUGAUAUAGCUAAGGUAUUCUUGCAACAACAACACACAGACUAUGGCAUUCGAUGCCUUAAUGCGGUGAAUUUUCCUCUGAAGGGUUUCUCAGAGAUCACCAGCCAGAUGGCUGGAAAAGCAUUGCAUGCAUUUUGCAUAGUGGGUUCAGUCAAUCUCGGCAUUUUUCAAACUAAUACAUUGAUUAAUAUGUACUCAAAGUUCGGUAAUAUUGAGCAUGCUCGUUAUGUGUUUGAUGAAAUGCGUCAUAGAAAUGAGGCUUCUUGGAGCACUAUGUUAUCGGGUUAUGUCCGUGUGGGUUUGUAUGAAGAGGCAGUUGGGUUGUUUUGUCAAAUGUGGGGCCUGGGAGUUGAGCCAAAUGGUUUUAUGGUUGCUAGUUUGAUUACUGCAUGCAGUAGGUCGGGGUAUAUGGCUGAUGAAGGAUUUCAAGUCCAUGGUUUUGUUGUUAAGACUGGUAUUUUAGGUGAUGUGUAUGUGGGAACUGCACUUGUGCAUUUUUAUGGCUCAAUUGGGCUUGUUUAUAAUGCCCAGAAGCUCUUUGAGGAGAUGCCUGAUCAUAAUGUAGUUUCUUGGACCUCAUUAAUGGUUGGGUAUUCAGACAGUGGAAAUCCAGGGGAAGUUUUAAAUGUAUAUCAAAGAAUGAGGCAGGAAGGGGUUAGUGGCAAUCAAAACACAUUUGCAACGGUGACUAGUUCUUGUGGUUUGCUCGAGGAUCAAGUUUUGGGUUAUCAAGUUCUUGGACACAUUAUACAGUAUGGAUUCGAGGAUAGCGUUUCUGUGGCAAACUCUCUCAUAUCGAUGUUCUCUAGUUUUAGUAGUGUGGAAGAAGCCUGCUAUGUCUUUGAUCACAUGAAUGAAUGUGACAUUAUAUCAUGGAAUGCAAUGAUUUCUGCAUAUGCACAUCAUGGACUUUGUAGGGAAUCACUUAGAUGUUUUCAUUGGAUGCGACAUCUACAUAAUGAAACAAAUUCCACUACUCUCUCAAGUUUGUUGUCGGUCUGUAGUUCUGUGGAUAAUCUGAAGUGGGGGAGAGGAAUUCAUGGUUUGGUAGUUAAAUUGGGACUGGACUCAAAUGUUUGUAUAUGCAAUACUCUUCUUACAUUGUAUUCUGAGGCUGGAAGAUCAGAAGAUGCAGAGUUGGUGUUUCAAGCAAUGACGGAAAGGGAUUUAAUCUCAUGGAAUUCCAUGAUGGCUUGCUAUGUUCAGGAUGGAAAGUGCCUAGAUGGACUAAAAAUUUUGGCUGAACUUCUUCAGAUGGGAAAAGUGAUGAACCAUGUGACAUUCGCAAGUGCAUUGGCUGCAUGUUCAAACCCUGAAUGUCUCAUUGAAAGCAAGAUUGUCCAUGCUCUCAUAAUUGUUGCAGGCUUCCAUGAUUUUUUGAUUGUUGGUAAUGCAUUAGUUACCAUGUAUGGUAAACUUGGUAUGAUGAUGGAAGCAAAAAAGGUAUUGCAGACAAUGCCCCAGCCUGACAGGGUUACUUGGAAUGCUCUCAUUGGUGGUCAUGCUGAGAAUGAAGAACCAAAUGAGGCUGUAAAAGCUUAUAAAUUGAUAAGAGAAAAAGGCAUUCCUGCAAAUUACAUUACCAUGGUAAGUGUUCUUGGUGCUUGCUCGGCUCCUGAUGAUCUCCUCAAACAUGGGAUGCCCAUCCAUGCACAUAUAGUUCUGACUGGAUUUGAAUCAGAUGAUUAUGUGAAGAAUUCUCUCAUCACAAUGUAUGCUAAGUGUGGUGAUCUCAAUUCAAGUAAUUACAUCUUUGAUGGAUUAGGUAAUAAGAGCCCUAUCACAUGGAAUGCCAUGGUUGCUGCAAAUGCUCAUCAUGGCUGUGGGGAGGAAGCUCUAAAAAUUUUUGGGGAGAUGCGAAAUGUGGGAGUAAAUUUAGAUCAAUUCAGCUUCUCUGGAGGCCUUGCUGCGACUGCCAACCUGGCUGUAUUGGAGGAAGGUCAACAGCUUCAUGGAUUGGUUAUUAAACUUGGGUUUGAAUCAGAUCUCCAUGUUACCAAUGCGGCAAUGGAUAUGUAUGGUAAGUGUGGGGAAAUGCAUGAUGUGCUGAAAAUGCUUCCCCAACCAAUCAACAGGUCACGAUUAUCAUGGAACAUACUGAUAUCAGCUUUUGCCAGACAUGGGUGUUUUCAGAAAGCUAGAGAGACUUUUCAUGAAAUGCUUAAACUGGGUCCAAAACCUGACCAUGUCACAUUUGUCUCUCUUCUAUCUGCUUGCAAUCAUGGGGGUCUAGUGGAUGAGGGUCUUGCAUAUUAUGAUUCAAUGACUAGGGAGUUUGGGGUCUUUCCAGGAAUAGAGCAUUGUGUAUGCAUAAUUGAUCUUCUUGGACGAUCAGGAAGACUUUCUCAUGCCGAAGGCUUUAUCAAAGAAAUGCCAGUCCCACCAAAUGACCUUGCAUGGCGGAGCUUGUUGGCUGCAUGUAGAAUCCAUGGCAAUUUGGAGCUUGCAAGGAAAACUGCAGAACAUCUUUUGGAAUUGGACCCAUCAGAUGACUCAGCUUAUGUCCUGUAUUCAAAUGUCUGUGCUACUAGUGGGAAAUGGGAGGAUGUGGAGAAUCUCAGGAAAGAAAUGGGAUCAAAUAACAUAAAGAAGCAGCCUGCAUGCAGUUGGGUCAAAUUGAAAGACAAAGUUCAUUCAUUUGGGAUGGGAGAAAAGUAUCACCCACAGGCCAGCCGGAUAAGUGCAAAGCUGGGAGAGCUUAUGAAGAUGACCAAAGAAGCAGGUUAUGUCCCUGAUACUAGCUUUGCAUUACAUGAUAUGGAUGAGGAACAAAAGGAGUACAACCUUUGGAACCACAGUGAAAGACUUGCCCUUGCAUUUGGGUUGAUCAAUACGCCAGAAAGUUCAACUCUCAGAAUUUUUAAGAAUCUCCGGGUAUGCGGUGAUUGUCAUUCCGUUUACAAGUUUGUUAGUGGAAUUGUUGGGCGGAAAAUUGUGUUGAGGGAUCCUUAUCGAUUCCAUCAUUUUAGUGGUGGCAAGUGUUCUUGUGGUGACUAUUGGUAAUUAAGCUACUGAUUUGCUUAAAAAUGAGGCUCUGUUAAAAAUUUUCAGUAGUGGCUUCCAAGAUCAAGAUUGGGACCUCAUUGUCAAUUACUGAUAACAAGUUAGAGGACCUUGAGCUGUAAAAAACCAACAAAUCAAGUUUUGAUGGUUAUACUGAAGCCGGUGAUGAUUGUUUUUCAGCUUUUUCUAAGGUAAGAGCAUCCCAAUAAGUGGGAUCCUGCACAGAGACACAUCCUAUGUGCUUUAUCUUCAAAACAUGAAUGCAAACCAGAAUUUUAGUUUACAUUUUAAACUGAAUUUGUCUUUGUCCAUUAUGAAGUAAAUCUUCUCUAACAGAAUGACGAAGGUACCAAUCUUGCUGCAGACUGAAAAUUAUUAGGAGUAGAGAACAGAUGCUCUUAGCCAUACUGGAUUAAGUGAUGAAUUAUGUGAAUCAUUCAAUUACAAUAACAUGCUCAAAGCUGAGCAUUACUCUUGUAUGAUGCUUGGAAGGCAAGAAAAUUGAUGGAAGAGACAAGUUCAAAGAGGAAUCCUGGCUUUAGCUUUUACCAAUCAACAAAGAUGAGGAUACCUCUACUGCAGGUGAGUUGAAUUGGAAUCCCCCAUCUGUUGGAUGCAGAUUUGAAGUUUUUCAUUGAAUGUGGGUGAAGAGUUUUCAUUGAAGUAUUCUGGACUUUGGCACAAUCUUCAUCAAACAGAACUGAAGAAAAAGAGUGUCAUAGAAAGAAACUCUUUGGCCUUCCAUUCUCAGAGUGAUCUACGUAAAAAUUGUUAAAGAUGGAACAUUCUUGUUUCUUCUGGAGUACAAGUGGAAGGAGGUUUAUGGCAUCUUAUGGACAACCAUAGAUCAUGCAGUUAAUAUCAAACCAAGAAUUCGUGUUUGUCAAGGAAGCAUUUCUCUUACAGGUCAUAAAUUCAUGUUGCUUUCUUGUUUGUUCUUCCAAUCCUUUCUUUUGAUGCUUGGUCAGGACCAUAUUUCUCCAUAAUCUUACACUUCUUUCGAUUUGAUGGGGCAAAGUAUAUUUUGUGCAAUCUCUCUCUUUUGUUCAUAAGACCACAUUUUUAAUUCUACACUUAUCCUGCUGUUUAUUUUUAUGCAGGUUCCAUUUAACACAGCCAGGUACUGUCAUUCUCUUUCUGAGCAUGAUUCCCACAGUGCUGUUAAAGAGUAACUUUCCAAACUCUCCCUCUUGAUAAUCCAAUUUCUGUUGCUGUUUCCAUGUGCAGUGAAAUGACAACAGUUUAUAUUUUCAUAUUCAUGUGGGAUGGUGGCAUGUCUUUACCAUGAGCAGAACUUGCACAGAAUCAGUUGUUAUACUAGGAAGAAAUGUAAUAAGGACCUCAGGGACCAAGCUCCCACUUUUCAGAGGUCAUUCUUGUGCUUAAAAUCGAGCACUCUCUCAGGUUAAGAAACCUACUAAAAGAUCUGGGCAGCUGCUGUUAUUUCAUCCAUCUAUACCCAAAUUACUCAUACUCCCUGGAUUUCUUGCUGCUUCAAUCUGCAAACUUCUGAGCUUGUUGCAUAUUGCCCUUUUCUUUGUUUUCCCAAUUCCACCCACACAUUCUUCUGGUGCCUGGAGACAUAUGCGCUUCUUCAGGUCGCCUUUCUGCUGGUGCUAUAUCUCCUGCUCCAUUCAGUUGUCUGGAAUUCAGGUGGAUGUUUGAGAAACAAAUCAGCACAUAUUCAUUGUCUGAUCUCUGAUACUUGCUGCUAAAUGGUACUCCCUAUGAUCUGUUCGAUACAAUUAUAGUUGUACUGUUUUCCAAUGACUAGUAAUCCCAUGUGAUUUUCUUAACAAGUAUGUUGGAAAGUGUUUGUUAGGUUAUGUUUGUAUUUUGGAGAUUUAAAAGGGAAAAAAAAAUAGAGAGGAAAAAUAAAAAAAGUGAGGAAAAAAAUAUAAAAUUUUUCU